AUGGACAGGGGUAAGGGAACAACCAUUGAGUCAUCUGCUGGUACACGAGAGUUCAUUAAAUGGACUGAGGACAUGGAUGCUAGGCUUUUGCAUUCUAUGAUCAAGGAGACUCGUUUGGGUAAUAGGAUUGAUGGCAUCUGGACCACCCAAGCGUAUAAUAACAUGGUUCAAUACCUUCAUAGUUGUGGUUAUGUUAAUGUUAGUAAAAAUAAUGUCAAAAAUCGUCAAAAGGUAUUGAAAGACAGAUGGUGUGAGGUUCAUGACAUCUUUGGUGGAUUGAGCGGAUUUGGUUGGAAUGCCGUAACUAUGAGAUUUGAAGCUGAGGACGAAGUGUGGGCUGACCUCAUUCAGUCGAGGCCAAGUGCAACAAAGUGGAGAGUGAAUAGCAUCAGACACUACGAUUUAAUGGUGGAGUUAUGGGCUACGGAUCGAGCAACUGGGAGUGGUGUAAGGACCGCUCGAUAA
This is a messenger RNA of Vigna angularis (adzuki bean), 465 nucleotides long. RefSeq lists its product as uncharacterized. The record is from RefSeq and is a predicted model, not a curated record. The coding region runs from base 1 to 465 and encodes 154 amino acids. The transcript is spliced from 2 exons. NCBI's taxonomy places the organism in Eukaryota, Viridiplantae, Streptophyta, Magnoliopsida, Fabales, Fabaceae.